Molecule: messenger RNA, 3918 nt
Organism: Trichosporon asahii var. asahii CBS 2479
Lineage: Eukaryota; Fungi; Basidiomycota; Tremellomycetes; Trichosporonales; Trichosporonaceae
Exons: 2
Coding region: 1-3918 (1305 amino acids)
Biological process (GO): SREBP signaling pathway
Cellular component (GO): Golgi membrane; endoplasmic reticulum membrane
Molecular function (GO): sterol binding; protein binding
Source: RefSeq, a predicted model, not a curated record
AUGACCACACUGUUUUAUCCCUCAAUCGCAGCUUUCAUUGAACGAGGUUUCGAUGCCCCAUCCGCCCACCCCGCCUCUCCGAUACCUUGCAGCACCACCGCGAGUACAUCAUGGCGACCCAUCCAGGACGCCUUCUAUCCCGACCCGCCACCGCUACUUCCCAACGUUGAGUGGGGACCAUGGUGGGCGCCGGAGGGGGAUAGAGCAUGGGUCGCUGCCCAGUCAUGCUCAGCAGGAGCCUCAGCCAACACGCCUGAGAUCGACGUGCUUCGGAUAGCCUGGGCAGAUGUGGGAGAGGUUCUGGACGGGGAGAACGGAGAGGGCGUUAGUCUGCUGAGACAGGUGCAGAGAUUGGCGGAUGAGUGGGAAGACGGCGCUCGCUGUGUGAGGCAUCUGAUACCUCACAACGGCCAAGUCAAAGAGGACGGACCUUGCUACAUAAUCAGCCCCGACGGCGCAGAGGGCACGACCGCGCACGCAGAGCUCUGGGGAAGUCCAGAGGAGUACAACUCGAUCUAUCGGACGGUCGCCGUCCCGUUUCACGUCCAAGGCGACCGACAAGUCUUCGAGGAUAAGUGGAACGCUAAGCUGGCGCAGGUGCUGGCGCCUCUUGGGGCAGAGGUAUUCACUGAGUCGUGGCCCCGAGGCGUUGGCAACAGUUCGACGCUAGUCUCUUUCUCGACGACUCCGCCGCCGACCGCUCCCGCCCCGAAGUCAAACAAAACGCCACGGAUCGUGUUCGUCCUUUACGCUCUUCUGCUCGCGGGUCUGCUCUACCAGUUGUCACGAAACGCUACCAAGGUGCACUCGCCCAUCGGUCUCGCCUUCACUGGUAUCGUGCAGCUCUGUUGCUCGGCCCUCAUGUCGUCUGGCGUACUCGCGGUGCUCGGCUGGAACGACCUCAGCUGGAAAGGAUGGGGCUGGAGCAAGGGCCAGACUGUGCUGCCUACCUACGUCCUGCCUUUCGUCAUUGUCGUCGUCGGCGUCGAAAACAUGUCGGUUCUUACGAGAGCUGUCUUCUCCGUCCCCUUCACGCACUCGGUUCCCGAGCGUAUCGGUAUCGGUCUCAGCAAGGUCGGAGGGACCAUGUUCCUGACGUCCUGCACGGAUUUGCUCAUCCUGGCCUUUGUCUCGCUCUGCGUGCACCUGCAGCCGGUCCGCGAAUUCUGCAUCUUCGCCGCAGUCGUCAUUAUCGCCGACUGGUUCAUGCUCAACACGUUCUUCCUCACCGUUCUGUCGAUCGACGCCCAGCGUCUUGAGCUCGCCGACGUGCUCGCCUCCAAGGGUGGGCUGUCAGCCACGGAAGCCAAGCGUCGGGAGGAGGACGCCGCAAAGCGUCGCGCUGGUCGACGGGCGGCGCGCAUCAACUGGCGCAAGAUCUUGCGUGCUCGUGUUGCCAAGAGCGGAAGCUUGAUUCUCCUGCUCACUUCCGUUGGUAUCAUUUAUUGGUACACUGAGCGUGGACGCAUCAACCCGGCCGCGGCACUCUACGGCUACGUCCCGACAGCGACUUCAUCAUACGCCCUCUCGGCUAGACCGACCACCUUUGCCACAGCCGCCAGCAGUUUGUUCUCAAUCACGCCGUCCGAAGAGCUCUGGCGAGCGAUCAAUCCCAAGGGUCUGACCUCGGUUCGGAUCGCCAUGCCACCCUCGUCGAUUGUGGUGCUCCCACGCCCGGGACAUGCUCUGGAACCUUCAGACAUCAGGCUCAUGCUUGAUCCCCUGAAGCCUGCACGAGCAUUCGACAUCCGCCCUGUCUGGCACCUGUUCAAGUUUGUCAUCGCUCCGCUUCUUUCGACCCCUCUGGCACUGUACGGUCUCUUGAGGUUCCUGCUGAAGGACUCGGACAAGCUCGCAGUUCAGCGUGACCACCUGAAACACCCUGACGAUGACCACGGAUCAGACGAGGAGUCAGAUGACGAAGGCAACCGCAGCUCGAAGGCCAACUCGUCGAUCAGCGUCUACAUGCUCCCAGCCAGUCACGAGUUCGACGUCGAUGUGAUCGCAGCCAGCCCAGACGGCAAGCUCGCCGUUUCGAUCGGGAUCGACAACUCGAUCUGCCUGUGGCGCUUCACCGACGACGAUCACGCGUCGGGCACCCGAGAGAUGUUGACGGUCGACACCUCCCUGAAGGACAGCCCUGCCAUUGGGGCUGCGGUCAGCCGGGACAACAACUAUGUUGCUGUGGCAACCCGUAACGGUCUGGUUCAGAUCUGGGCCACUCCUGAGGACGGAAAGACGGACAGCAUCAGCGUCACAAAUCUGUUCCAGCCUGAGUGCUCGGACCGAGUCGUUGCUGUCGCCUUCGAGGACGUCCCUCCUUCAGACGAUCCGUUCAGCAGCCCAAGCCCCACGUCAGGCUCCGGACGCGUCACCUGCCCCGCUCUCUUGGUUGCUAUCUCGAACGGCAGCGUCCAAGUCGUUGCUGGCAACCGGUCAUUCGAGAUCAUCCCGGCGGUCGUGAAGAGCGAGCUGCUACCGUGCCGUGCCGACCUGUUCGCGACCGAGAAUGGGUCCGUUGUUGUCAUCAGCAACGCCGAAGGCACGAACAUCUGGCACAAGCAUCACAGCGGAUGGACCCCUCUGCCGCUCGGCACCGCUCUUCCGCUGGGCGACCGCGUGACCUCUGUUUCGCGCUGCACCAUCCCGUGGCAGGACAGGAUGCCGGAGCUCUUCGUGGUCGGCCGUCGAUCCGGUAGAGUCGACGUCUUUGACGCCUACGGCGAGCCAUUUGCGGCCGUGCACCAGGCUAGUGAGCCCAUCAAGGAGGUCAGCAUCGCUGCUCCCGGAAACACCCGCUGCGCUACUUGCGGCACCCAGUCGUCGCAGGGUUUCUUCGUUAUCGCCUCGACCGCAUCGCAAGUGUUCAUCGACCGCGUUGCCAACAAGGACCGCACCCAGUUCUGCCGCUGUCAGCCCGUCCGGCGAUCGGCGUUGGAUGAGACGCUCGCCAGCGCCUCUUCCAUGCGAUCAACCAGCAUUGUGUUCCAGCCUGCGGGACGCCAGCGUUCCAUGUCCGGCGGCCUCAGCACUGCCCCUUCGCCAAUCAAGGCCAGCUUGGCCCCACCCAGCGACUUCCCGGUCUCCUCUCAUGGUACGCGACGACUCAGCGGCUACCGCCUCGACGACCGGCCACCUUCGCCUAUGGAGCGGAAUGGCUCGUUCGGGGCUCUCGCUAGUCUCGCCAUGUCGGCCGAGGACUCGGCCUCCCCGCUCACGCCACUGAAAAACCUGACGCCCAUGGAGGACUCGUCGCCGGUCGUCAUCCCGCUCGGCGGUAUUCUGGCCAGCGACGGUGGUUGGGCCGUGCUGGAUGACACACUCGUGGGUGUGCGCCGCAACGGAAGCGGUAUCGACGACAGCCAGUGGCAAGUUUGGAACGUCGAUCUGCGUAAGCCAUGGAACGGCUCUGUGCUCUUGGUGGACACUUCGUCGUUGGAGGUUCUGGAACGCCGCACGGGCGUCCCUCCCCGCACAGGGGAGGCUGGCGAAGUACCCAUGCGCCAGCGGCGAGCGGAACGCAUGCUCAGCCUGAACGGGCGAGCCUCGUUCCCGCACGGCGGCGCGAGCAACGUCGUGCCGACGCACCAACCCCUGGGGUACGUUGCUGUCCGCCCGCUGUGUCCUGCGGGUCGUGGCUCGAACUGCGUGCUCUUGGCGGGCUUCGGAAACCGCGUCGGGAUCCUGGGCACGGUAUCUGGCCCGAACAGACCGAGUGCGACGCCGUUCGCGAACGGACACGCGACUCCAAACAUCAACCUCGCAACCCCGCGCCGUCCUCACUUCCCCCUCACGCCUCCGCCGCCCAUGCGCGCCAACAGUAUGAGCCCGAACGGCAGCAGUAAUGGCUUCCCGACCCCUGGCACCCCGGGACUCGCCGUCAUUGUAAACGGCACGGGCCCACUCUCGACAAAAUAA